AUGCGGCCCCAGGCUAAUGGCCGCAUCGUGAGGAUCAAGAAGUUGUCCCGGAGCGCCGGACAACAGAUUCUACGUGAAGACCAGAUCGAUUCUAACGAAUAUGAGUCCCUACAAGAUCAAUACAAGGUAGAAACCGGGGUCGAGAAGUCAGAGGAAUCGGAAUAUCAUCUCCAGGCAGCAUUAGCUGCAAGCACAGGCGGAGGGGAAAAGGAAGGCGAGAUUCCAGCACCGCCUGCCGAGGAAAGCCCCGAGAUCGACUAUGACUCUCUGUACCCAUUAGUAUUUGACAAACCUGCCACUUACAUCCGCUUCUCCCAAACUGUCGAAGAAUGUACCGGUUGCCAAUAUAAUAUGACAACCGAGGAUGACGCCUUCCUGAAAGCAUAUAACCAAAAGAGACCGCUGAGCGCUAAGUGCUCGGAAGAUGACUUUGAAAGGAUCAUGGAAGUCUUCGAGGAGACUGCUGAUCUCCAAGCUCCAUUUGCAGCAGUUGACAAUACCGUGAUACCUUUCGAGACGAUGAAGUUGUCGCUCAAGGAACAAGUGGAAGAGAAAUUGCAGGGAUUUGCCAAAGAUAUCUACGAAUUCUGGAAAAUCCGAAGGCAGGGCACGGGUAAUAACCCACUCCAGCCGAGUCUUAAGUUUGAGACACACCAAGACAACGAUGAUGGCGACCCAUACGUCUGUUUCCGCCGUCGCGAGGUGCGGCAAACUCGGAAGACUCGAGCCCGGGAUGUGCAGAGCACAGACAAGCUUAAAAAAUUAAGGAAGGAACUUGAAGAAGGCCGAAACCUCAUAGCACUGGCGUAUAGCAGAGAAUUGACCAAACGUGAUCUUUUGCAGGUGGACCGGUCCAUCUUUGAGCAGCGUGCCAAGGUCAAGGAUGUGAAGGUCAAACUGGGUAUCAAGACCGAUGACGAGGACCUGAUCAACCAGAAGCCGCAAAAGAGAAAGGUCUCCGAGUUUCCUCAAUUGCAACGGCCACCUGCAACGCAAUUGCGCCUUCCAGGCCGGUCUGAUGGUCGCCCACUUGAUGCGGAUCUCGUAUUGCUGAGUGAUGUGAUUGCUCAGAAGGAGAACCUUCUCCAGUCAGAAAUUGAGGAGAAGGCCCAGCAACAUCGGAAAUGGAACUUGGGCCAUGUUGAUCUGACACGCGAGCCACUCUCACCAGUCAACGAGCAUGGCCCAGAGACGGGCUUCCGCCCCGCAAUAGCCCAGUAUCAAUACUUGAUGACACCGCCUUCCUCUGUAACUUCCGAGUCCUUUGAUCAAUCUUCUCCUACUCCAGAGAAAGCUGAUCCCUUCAUUUUUCGCUACAACAAACCGGCGGAGGAAGAGGUGCCUCCUAGCCAGCCGGCUUAUCGUAGACGGAUUGGACGAUGCGGUCGCCUGUGGAUUGAUCGUAGAGGCAUGCCAUCUGCAGCAAGAGUUGUGGACGAAACCGUUUCGGACCGAUGGAAAUAUGACCAGGACGAUGAUGAAGAGCAACCGGUCUAUGAGAUGGAUCCGUACGACACCAAAGCCUUGCGGUUCCGGGCCACAAUACCCUUCCCUUCGCAUUUAUUGCCCCAGCGCACUCGUCAAGACGAGAGGCCUGCCAUCAUGGCUAGACCCGCUGCGGCGCAACCCCAAGCACCGCAACCCCAAGCACCUACCUGA
Amorphotheca resinae ATCC 22711 is the source of this 1659-nucleotide messenger RNA. RefSeq lists its product as hypothetical. Gene Ontology annotation, biological process: regulation of transcription by RNA polymerase II. The record is from RefSeq and is a predicted model, not a curated record. Lineage: Eukaryota; Fungi; Ascomycota; Leotiomycetes; Helotiales; Amorphothecaceae. Gene Ontology annotation, cellular component: piccolo histone acetyltransferase complex. The coding region runs from base 1 to 1659 and encodes 552 amino acids. The transcript is spliced from 3 exons.